UGGAGGGAAAAAAUCACCAAACGCUGAAGAACAAGCAGUGAUUUCUGACCAGAACAACAGAGGUCCUAAAAUCUCCAGCAGCACUUUGGUGUCGAUUCAUCGAAGGAAUGCACCGGAGGAAUACGAUUACGUGAUAAUGAACUGGGAGAAGUUUAAUGACAGAGUUCCAAAAGAUGCUGUUAGAAUCAGAGAUGAAGAUGAAAUGUAUGUGUGCAGAAACACGGAGAAGAAAUGCGUGGUCGGCAUUUUGAAAGAGUCCAAAUGUGAGUAUGAGAAAGGGGAAGAAGGGAAAUUAGAUCAUCCAGACUCAUUUGAAGUCCUCGUGAACAAAGAUGACUUUGAAAGUCUUGAGUGGAAAAGAGUUACAUGCACUCAAGAAGUUGAAGAAGUGCGUGAAAACGCUGUCAAAAUCUGCGACGAUCAGAACUUGUUUGUCGGGAGAAAAAGCGAGGAGGCAAAGUCUUUGCCAGCAGAGAAGUCAGCUAAGAGAAAACAGCUUGAGAAGAUCUUUUCUAUUCAAAAAACAAAAACAAAAGAUAUGAAAAAACUAGAAUCAAAAACUGGACUUUGCAAGGUUCUGACUGUUUCGUAUGAAAAUGUAAAAGAACAGAAAAUAUCAGACUUUCAGUAUGAAGAGGAGAAAAAAAAAGAAACUAAUAUGGGCAUCCAAAUCCAGGAGACGAUUGUGGUUACCAACAAAAACAGUGUGGAAGCUACACAAACUGUUCAACCUACAAAAUCAACCAGCAAGGAGGAAAGAUGGGACCUGACUUACUCCAUUACCAAGGGAGUUAAACUCACAAUUGGGGGGGAUUCUGAAGGUUUUAAAGCAGCAUUUGAGCUUAGUUAUCAGUCUACAUCCACAGAGCACACGGGAUAUGCUUUUAAAAAAGAUAGCGGGACGAUGAGUUCUUCUCAGGUUAAGGUUCCACCAAAAAGCAAGUGCACAGUCCAUGUCAAGUCAAGCCAGCUCAUGGCUGAGAUUCCUUUUAAGACCAAACUCACUCGCUACUAUAAGAGAGGUGAACCUAAGAUAAAAGAAGUCUCUGGGACUUUUGUUUCAAGCAAUUUUGGACACACUGAAUUUGUGAUAGAGAAGUGUGAACCUCUAGACGGAAACGUGGCCUCUGCAGGAAGGGCUGACCCGAGGCAGGUGACAAUAAUACGAGAUCAACAACAACGAAUUAGGCAAGGCAGGUCUUUGUGAAACAAAUCUUCUGUAAAAGCAGAUACACAGUGCUUUAACUACAACAGGAAUAAAUGACCUCAUCCAUGA
This is a messenger RNA of Oryzias latipes (Japanese medaka), 1276 nucleotides long. Its product is annotated as natterin-2. Lineage: Eukaryota; Metazoa; Chordata; Actinopteri; Beloniformes; Adrianichthyidae. The record is from RefSeq and is a predicted model, not a curated record.